AUGGCUUUCAAUUAUGAUGGGAUGUAUUAUGGAACAGGAGUUAAUAUGACUUUCUAAAAUUAUCUAGAUCCACCUAAGUGCUAACCAAGCAGAUACCAGCUAGAUUCGAGAUGCUAAGAAUACUUUCAAUUUAUAAUUAACUCAAACGAAACAAUGAUUUAGUAUUUUCCUCCUACUCAUUUUAUGUAUUCAGAUAAUAAUAAACCUUAUAUUUCUUUUGGAUUCUAAAAUCCAUAAAUUGAUGCUUUUUCUUUUAUAUGCAAUUCUUUUAAUCUUGAGAAGUAGAAUCAAAUACUUUAGAGCACAUUUCAAAAUAAUAGAAUAAGAAUAAUUUUUGAUCCUAUUACUAUGAGAGUUAGUGCAGAUCUUUAACUUUCUAAAGAUAUGAGUAUUGUUUAUGAAACAUUUUAGAAUUUAUUCUUGACUCUUAUUUUUAUGACAGAAAGUAUUAUCGGUUAAAAUGAAAGUUUAGCAUUGAUAGAAAUAACAAAAUAGAUUGAGUAUUUCUAAAAGCUAAAUAAUUAAAGAGCUUUAGGUAUAUGUUACAAUAAUAUGGGUAAUAUUCACUUUAAUAAUGGUAGAUAUGAAGAAGCAUAUGACUACUAUAAUAGGUCAAUAGUUUGCUGCCUAUAUGAAUUGGAGUUUUACAAAGAGCAAGAUUAAUAUAUUUGUUAGAACCAAAAGAAAAAGUCUAUUCAAUCUAAACUUAUGAGUUCAGUGUAUUUAAAAGAUGGAUAAACUAUAAAAUAAUAAUCACCAAAUAUCAAUAACUUAAAAUAAGCUUUUUUAGGAGAUAAUUAUAAUGAUAUACAAGAAAAAAAAAUGAAAUAAAUGGAUGAAUUUGAACUAAUUUCCUAGCUAUUUUCUAGAAAGUACAAUAGCUUCAAAGCAGUAUUCCAAUAUAUGAUGAAUGAUAAUAAUAGAGCAGGAAACUGGGAUUUAGAAGUUAUAUUAAUGCAAUAGCUUAAAGAAUUAAAUUUUUUAAAUGAAGAUAGGCAAUUUUUUAAUAUAAGAAACAAAAUAAUUGCUAAUAUUUACUUAUUACUUAUUUAUACAAAAACAGAAUAAAUUUAAGAAUGCCAUAAGAUAAUAAGAGAAAAUGAAAUUAUAUAUAAUUAGUAUGUUAUCUAAAGGAUGGAAUCAGCUACAUCGUAAAGUAAUUCUGUUUAAAGUAAAAAUGACUAACACAUAAAUAAAACUACUUUUAGCUCAAUUUAAAAUAGAAAAAUUGAAAAGCACUAAUCUUCAACAAAUGAUAACUAAUAAUAAAAAACUAAAAAUCAACUUAGAAAAAUGGACAUUCAUAAAUUAAAUAUUUUAACUAAUAUUGAUGAUAUAAUUAAUAGGAUAUAUGAUUAAUUAGUUAAUGAAGUUUCUUACAAAAUAAGCUUAGUUUAUCUUGAUAUCAGCAAAAAAAAAUAAAAAUAAAAUAAAAAAAAUAAAUUAAAAGCAAAGAGAUUUUGUGAAGAUAUUAUCUCUUAAGUAUUUACUAAAGAUGAUGACUAUUUUGGUUUAAUUUAUUCAUCACUUUCAGAUAUGAAAAAAUGUAAAAAUAAAAACUAAAAUAAUUUUAAAAAUGAGAAUGCCACUUGGUAAGAAAUAAAAUAAUUUAUUACAAUUAAAAAAAUAAAUAUUUUUUAAAACGACUAAACAAAUUAUCCUAAAGAAAAAAAAGAAAAUAUUCUUAAUUAAAAUUAUAUAUAACAAUCUAACAUUCUUAAAGACACACAGUAUAAGAUUUUAAAUCAGUACGAUGGCUUCUAGAGAAAUUUUAAAUUUAAUUUUAGUUAAUUUUAAAGAAAUUCAUAUUAAAAUGAGUAUAAUUGCUCACUAAAAGAAUAAUAAAGCUAAUUAGCAAGCUUUAACUAAAACUCAUUUAGCGGCAUUAACUGCAUAUUUUCUUAAAAUUCUUAAACAAUUUGUGAAACUUCUUAAAAUCAGUUGUUAAAAAAUUUUAAUUUUAGUGAUUUAGAUUAAACUAUAAGCUAGGCUAUUCCUUACUUAGAGGUUGUUGCUAAAAACAAACUUUAGAGUUCGUUAUCAAUAAUCCUUUUAAGCGUUUCUAUUUUUCAGACCAUAUUCAUCAAAAGCUAUUUAAAUUAUGCAGUAAGUUAAAUUUAACUUGCUUAAGACACAAAUGAAAUUCAAUUCUCUUUGCUAGAAAAUGAAUAUAUCCUCUAAAUUAUUUAAAAUGAUUUAUAAUUUGAAAUAUAGAUUAUCAAAAUACUUUUUAAUGCUAAAAAUAAGUUGGACUAAGGUGUUAUUUUCAAAAAUCCUAAAUUUAAAAACACUUUACUAAGCGUAUUAAACACAUUUUAUAAUAGCGGAGAUCCAUAUUUUCUUAAUCUUUACAGAUAAAAUUCUUACUUCAUAUCUAGUUGGCACCAAAAAAGUACUUAUGAUUUAAGCUAAUUAGAUAGAUUAUCAGCAGAUUAAAUAAGAAAUUCAAGUUAUAUUGACUUUGUAUGGAAAGCUAAUUUAUAAUUGAAUCAAAAUAGAAUUUAGAAAUAGCAAUAAUAAAAUAUAAUGUCAUAAUCUUAUUUUAUGGCUUUCAAUUAUGAUGGGAUGUAUUAUGGAACAGGAGUUAAUAUGACUUUCUAAAAUUAUCUAGAUCCAUUGCAAUGCUAACCAAGCAGAUACUAGUUAGAUUCAAGAUGCUAAGAAUAUUUUCAAUUUAUUAUUAACUCAAACGAAACAAUUAUCUAGUAUUUUCCUCCAACUCAUUUUAUGUAUUCAGAUAACAAUAAACCUAAUAUCUCUUUUGGAUUUUGUAAAAAAGCACCAAUGCCCAUAAAUUUUAAAGCUAUUUAUUAAUAAUAUUUCAGAGAAAAUCCAUAAAUUGAUGCAUUUUCUUUAAUAUGCAAUUCUUUUAAUCUUGAGAAGUAGAAUUUAAUACUUUAGAGCACAUUUCAAAAUAAUAGAAUAAGAAUAAUUUUUGAUCCUAUUACUAUGAGGGUUGUAUUAUAAAGCAAUCUAGAUAUUUCAAAUAACACACUCUUAAAUCUUUAAUCGUCUUACUUAGAUAAAUUAGAUACAAAACAAUAGAAUAUUUUCUUACAAUAAAUAAAAUAAUUUUAGUAAUAAUACAUAAAUAAAUACUGUUAUCAAAGUAAGAUUUAAGUUUUUGAGCAAAUAUAAAUUAAGAUAGUACAGUAGUUUAAAUUUUAAGAUAAAGGUAGAGCAUUUACAGCUAUUCUUUAACCAAUAUAAACAAUUGAUGAUGAUGAUAAAAAUAGUGAUUCUUCUAAUGUAUUUUAUUGCUUCAAAAAUAGCUUAAUUUUAUUAACAAUAAUUGAAUCUACUUCAUAGCUUUUUUACUAUUCAAAAUAUAUAACUGGAUUAAUAUUUUAAUCAGUUGAAAAUCUCACUAAUGCAAUAUAAAAACUAAAAAUAAAUGAAGAUACAAACCAUUUAUUGCUGUUUGAAGAUAAGACCUUUUUACAAAAUUUUUUGAAUUAGAGUGCAGAUCUUUAACUUUCUAAAGAUAUGAGUCUUGUUUAUGAAACAUUUUAGAAUUUAUUCUUGACUCUUAUUUUUAUGACAGAAAGUAUUAUCGGUUAAAAUGAAAGUUUAGCGUUGAUAGAAAUAACAAAGUAGAUUGAGUAUUUCUAAAAAUUAAAUAAUUAAAGAGCUUUAGGUAUAUGUUACAACAAUAUGGGUAAUAUUCACUUUAAUAAUGGUAGAUAUGAAGAAGCAUAUGACUACUAUAACAGGUCUAUAGUGUGCUGCCUAUAUGAAAUGGAGUUUUACAAAGAGUAAGAUUAAUAUAUUUGUUAGAAGCAAAAGAAAAAUUCUAUUCAAAAUUAAUUUAUGAGUUUAGAGUAUAAAAAAGACGAAUAAGCUUAAAAAUAAUAAUCAUCAAAUAUAAAUAAUCUAAAAUAAGCUAUUUCCAAAGAUAAUUAAAAUGAUUUAGAUGAAACAUAAAUUAAAAAAAAUGAUGAAAUUGAACUAGUUUCCUUGCUCUUUACUAGAAAGUACAAUAGCUUCAAAGCAGUAUUUCAAUAUAUGAUGAGUGAUAAUAAUAGAGCAGGAAACUGGGAUUUAGAAGUAUUACUCAUUUAAAGAAUGCCAUUAGAUAAUAAGAGAAAAUGA
This is a messenger RNA of Tetrahymena thermophila SB210, 4092 nucleotides long. Its product is annotated as tetratricopeptide repeat protein. Gene Ontology annotation, molecular function: protein binding. The transcript has 9 exons. The record is from RefSeq and is a predicted model, not a curated record. Lineage: Eukaryota; Ciliophora; Oligohymenophorea; Hymenostomatida; Tetrahymenidae.